Molecule: messenger RNA, 2219 nt
Organism: Apis cerana (Asiatic honeybee)
Lineage: Eukaryota; Metazoa; Arthropoda; Insecta; Hymenoptera; Apidae
Product: phosphotriesterase-related protein
Biological process (GO): catabolic process
Molecular function (GO): hydrolase activity, acting on ester bonds; zinc ion binding
Source: RefSeq, a predicted model, not a curated record
AUAAAAUGAACAUUAUUGCGCGUCAUUAUUUAUCUUUUGUGUUGAUCGAUCCGAUCAAUUUUUCAACUAAUUUAGCUCACUGUGAAUUCAUAUUGCGUGUAUUUCGUCUGAACAGUGCUUUAUUAUUAGACUUUUAAUAUUUAUAUUUUUUUCUUAGUUCACUUCUUGAUAGUGUUACAUCUUUUUAAGAAGCUAAAAAAUAAGGUAAAAACCAUUCUUUGGAACAUACUGGUUUAUUUUUUCCAUCUUUGAAAAAAUGGUAUUUAAAUGAUUGAUAUUCUCUAAGAGAGAAAAAUGUAUGAAUAAAAGAAAAAGAGAAUGCAUGGAGAAAGGAGUGUGUGAGAGAGAAAGAGAGAGAGAGAGAGAGAGAGAGAGAGAGAGAGAGAGAGAGAGAGAGAGAGAGAGAGAGAGAGAGAGAGAGAGAGAGAGAGAGAAUGAACAAUAUCUAUUUCAUCGAUUUUGUACAUUACGCGUUCCACUGUAUAUUUUUUACGAUUGCUUGUCUUACUUUUAUAUAUAUAUACAUAUAUACAUAUAUAUAUAUAUAUAUAUAUAUAUAUAUAUAUAUAUAUAUAUAUAUAUGUCGAAUGUUUAAUCACUUUUGUCAAGGAUCUAUGAUUGAAUAUAGACUGUAUCGUGUGUAUGUAUGUGCGCGCAUAUAUGGGCGAAUGUAAGCAUGUCGUAAUAGAAAAACGUAAAUAGAUAGGAAAUAUAAUUAAUUAACUGAAGAAAUAUAAAUGUAAAUUAUUAUAAUAUUAUCAAUAUUAUUAUCACCAUUAGUGCUACCAAUACUAUUAUUCAUAUAAUUACUAUUGCCAAUUUAGUGAUCACAAAAAAAAAACAAUAAAAAAAUAUUUUUGGCCAUUUUAGUGGCCAUUGGACGAUUGUGCAAUUCUCGUCGUGAAAUAAUCAUCGAUGGAUCUUCUUGAAAUUGAUAAAGAAAACUUUGAUAAAGAAUAGAUAGUUUCAUACAUGUCAUCGGAAAUUUAACAAUUGUUUCUUGACAAUUUUUACAAAGUUAAAAUAUUUUUGUAUAUUCGAUUCUGAAUUAUGGAGCAUGCAACUGAUUAUGUAGAAACUGUUUUUGGAAAAAAAGAUGCAAAUCAACUUGGAAGAACCCUUACGCACGAACAUUUAUCCAUGUCCUUCAUUGACUUCUACGUUCAACCUCCAUCUCAUUUGAAACAAUUUUUCGAUGACAAAAUCGAACUUCAAACUGUUGGAAUUCUAAAACAAUAUCCUUAUAGUAGUUUUUAUAAUUUAAUAUAUAACGAUCGAUAUACAGAAGAUGCUGUUUUGGAGGAUGUAAAAUUAUAUAAAAAAUUUGGUGGUGGUACUAUCGUGGAAAAUAGUAAUUAUGGUUUAAAACGCAAUAUUCCAUUCAUGAAAAAAGUUAGUGAAGCUACCGGAAUUAAUAUCAUUGCCGGGACUGGUUAUUAUGUUAGUGCGACUCAAACUAAUGAAAAUUUAUCAAAAGAAGAAAUGUAUGAUGUAAUUUUAAAAGAAAUGACUAUUGGUUGUGAAGAAUCUCCUGAUGUAAAGGCGGGAUUUAUUGGAGAAAUUGGAAGCACUUGGCCAAUCACGGCUUUUGAAAAACGGGCUAUUCAAGCAACUGCGGAAGUUCAACAGCAAUUAAAAUGUCCCGUCAGUUUCCAUCCUGGAAGAGAUUCUGCAGCACCUUCUGAGAUAAUGAGAAUCUAUCAAGAAGCUGGUGGAGACGCGAAAAAAGCUAUUCUCUCUCAUCUCGAUCGAACUAUACUUGGUCUAGAAGAACUUUUGGAGUUUUCUGAUAACGCGAAAUGUUAUUGUCAAUUCGAUCUGUUUGGAACCGAAUGUUCUUUUUAUCAAUUAAAUCCAUCAAUUGAUAUGAUAUCUGACGCACAACGGAUUGAGCGUGUUAAAUAUUUUCGAGACAAUAAAAAAUUGGAUCGCGUACUGUUAAGUCAUGAUAUUCAUACGAAGCACAAAUUGAUAAAAUUUGGUGGACAUGGAUUUUCUCAUAUUUUGAAUAAUGUUAUACCAAAAAUGAUGCUGAAGGAUUUUGUUCUUGAAGAAAUCGACAUGUUAACUAUUCACAAUCCAAAAACUUGGUUGAUAUCUUAAUUAUUUUAUGGAAUAUAUCAUAAAAUCAAAUUAAUUUUUAUACUAAGUUAAGGGCAAAAGAAUAUAUUUGUAUUCAUAAAAAAUUCUAUAGUAAAUAAAUUUUAUAUCUAUAAACA